CCCAAGGAGGGGCUGGACGCCCCGGGCGAUGAGGGCGAGCUGGCCCCUAACGACCCCCAGAAGAAACGCGGGAGGAGGAAACUCCUGGAGGCCACAGAGAAAAGCAAGGACGAGAAGGAGGAGAACAACUUCGACACCCUGAAAAUGGAGGGCUCGCGCGGGCGGCUCCGCGGCGGGCUGGGCUGGGAGUCCAGCCUGCGGCAGCGGCCCAUGCAGCGGCACACCUUCCAGGCCGGGGACCCCUACUACAUCAGCAAGAGGAAACGGGACGAGUGGCUGGCGCGCUGGAAGCGCGAGGUGAGCGCUGGCACCGCCCGGCCACGGCACCCUGAGCCCCCACCGCAAUCCCUGGGGCGCGGGUGGGCACACAGGGGGCUCGGGUGGGCACACAGGGGGCUCGGGGGGCGGCAGGGCGGGGGGCCCGGGGUGACACCCGGGGCGCACACAGAGGGGUCCCGGAGCCACCGCACCGUGACACCCCCGGGCCUCGCGGGGACACGGGCUGUCCUGGGGUGCGGGGACCCCGCGCGUGUCCCGUCUGACGGGCGCGGCUUCGGCAUCGGCGAGCUGGUGUGGGGCAAGCUGCGCGGCUUCUCCUGGUGGCCCGGCCGCAUCGUGUCCUGGUGGAUGACCGGCCGGAGCCGCGCGGCCGAGGGCACCCGCUGGGUGAUGUGGUUCGGCGACGGCAAGUUCUCGGUGGUGUGCGUGGAGAAGCUGCUGCCGCUGAGCUCCUUUGCCAGCGCCUUCCACCAGGCCACCUACAACAAGCAGCCCAUGUACCGCAAGGCCAUCUACGAGGUGCUGCAGGUGGCCAGCAGCCGGGCCGGGAAGAUCUUCCCCGCGUGCCCCGAGAACGACGAGACAGACACGUCCAAGGUGGUGGAGAUCCAGAACAAGCAGAUGAUCGAGUGGGCCCUGGGCGGCUUCCAGCCCUCCGGCCCCAAGGGGCUGGAGCCCCCCGAAGAGGAGAGGAACCCCUACAAAGAAGUUUACACGGAGAUGUGGGUGGAGCCCGAAGCAGCCGCCUACGCACCACCCCCACCCGCCAAAAAACCCCGGAAAAGCACAACCCAGGAGAAGCCCAAGGUCAAGGAGAUCAUCGACGAGCGCACGCGAGAGCGGCUGGUGUACGAGGUCCGGCAGAAGUGCAGGAACAUCGAAGACAUCUGCAUCUCCUGUGGGAGCCUCAAUGUGACCCUGGAGCACCCUCUGUUCAUCGGGGGCAUGUGCCAAAACUGCAAGAACUGCUUUCUGGAGUGUGCAUACCAGUACGAUGACGAUGGCUACCAGUCCUACUGCACCAUCUGCUGCGGCGGCCGCGAGGUGCUCAUGUGUGGCAACAACAACUGCUGCAGGUGCUUCUGUGUGGAGUGCGUGGACCUGCUGGUGGGCCCGGGGGCGGCACAGGCGGCCAUCAAGGAGGACCCCUGGAACUGCUACAUGUGCGGCCACAAGGGCGUCUACGGGCUGCUGCGGCGGCGGGAGGACUGGCCCUCGCGCCUCCAGAUGUUCUUCGCCAACAACCACGACCAGGAGUUUGACCCACCCAAGGUGUACCCGCCCGUGCCAGCUGAGAAGAGGAAGCCCAUCCGGGUGCUCUCGCUCUUUGAUGGCAUCGCCACAGGCUUGCUGGUGCUGAAGGACCUGGGCAUCCAGGUGGACAGGUACAUUGCCUCUGAGGUGUGUGAGGACUCCAUCACCGUGGGCAUGGUGAGGCACCAGGGCAAGAUCAUGUACGUCGGGGACGUCCGCAAUGUCACCCAGAAACACAUACAGGAGUGGGGCCCCUUUGACCUGGUGAUUGGGGGGAGCCCCUGCAACGACCUGUCCAUCGUCAACCCGGCCAGGAAGGGUCUCUACGAGGGCACUGGGCGCCUCUUCUUCGAGUUCUACCGCCUGCUCCACGAAGCCCGGCCCAAGGAGGGUGACGACCGGCCCUUCUUCUGGCUCUUUGAGAACGUGGUGGCCAUGGGGGUGAGCGACAAGAGGGACAUCUCGCGCUUCCUGGAGUCCAAUCCCGUCAUGAUUGAUGCCAAAGAAGUGUCUGCAGCGCACCGGGCACGGUACUUCUGGGGGAACCUGCCCGGCAUGAACAGGCCGCUCGCAUCCACCGUCAACGAUAAGCUGGAGCUGCAGGAGUGCCUGGAGCACGGCAGGAUAGCAAAGUUCAGCAAAGUGCGAACCAUCACCACUCGCUCCAACUCCAUCAAGCAGGGCAAGGACCAGCACUUCCCCGUGUUCAUGAACGAGAAGGAGGACAUCCUGUGGUGCACGGAGAUGGAGAGGGUCUUCGGCUUCCCCGUGCACUACACGGACGUGUCCAACAUGAGCCGCCUGGCCCGGCAGAGACUGCUCGGCAGGUCCUGGAGCGUGCCGGUGAUCCGCCACCUCUUCGCGCCCCUGAAGGAAUACUUUGCCUGCGUCUAGAGAUGGGCAGGGACUGGUCACACGGAGCGAGUCGGAAACAAACCCAUCCACGCCAAGAGAAGUGAACACACGGAAUGAGAGAAGAGUCAGCACCCAGAAGAGACGGGAUUUCGCAGCCCGACGGGAACCCAGCACACGUCUCCCCGAGCGAAAGGGGUCGGUGUCCUCUCCAGAAUUUCCCAGGAUCAGCUUUAGCUAUUUAAAAACAAACAAAAACCACAAGAAGCAAACAAACAAGAAGCCGGCGAAAGCAAACAAAGGAUGACGAAACAGAAGAAGAAAAAAAAAAAAAAGAGAAAAAGAAAAGAAACCAAAACCAUUUUUUUUUUUGGGUAACCUU
Messenger RNA from Ficedula albicollis (Collared flycatcher), 2767 nucleotides. It is a transcript of the gene DNMT3A, whose product is annotated as DNA (cytosine-5-)-methyltransferase 3 alpha. The record is from RefSeq and is a predicted model, not a curated record. The annotation marks the transcript as partial. Gene Ontology annotation, cellular component: nucleus; cytoplasm. Gene Ontology annotation, biological process: negative regulation of DNA-templated transcription. Lineage: Eukaryota; Metazoa; Chordata; Aves; Passeriformes; Muscicapidae. Gene Ontology annotation, molecular function: DNA (cytosine-5-)-methyltransferase activity. The transcript is spliced from 20 exons.